Molecule: messenger RNA, 2959 nt
Organism: Acromyrmex echinatior (Panamanian leafcutter ant)
Lineage: Eukaryota; Metazoa; Arthropoda; Insecta; Hymenoptera; Formicidae
Product: sodium-coupled monocarboxylate transporter 1
Biological process (GO): transmembrane transport; sodium ion transport
Cellular component (GO): membrane
Molecular function (GO): symporter activity
Source: RefSeq, a predicted model, not a curated record
UCUCUCUUAUAAUUUUAAAAAUAUCAAACUUAAAUGUGGAUCUAACACCACUUGCCAGAUUUCUGUAGGAUGUUGGAGAACUCGCACGCGACGGGAAAUACCACUAAUUUUCCAAUUUGCAAAUUUCUACAAAUGCACUCAGUAUAUUGAGUUACUGAAUACUGAAUAUCGAAAGAGUAUCGUAAUGGUGAUAUCAAAAUCCAAAAUUUAUCGACUAUAAAAUAUCUGGUUAGAACAAUUUUUGCUCGACGAAAGGAACCUGCGGUACAAUGGAUACGUCGGAUAACCGGCGAACAUUUGAUUUGGUCGAUUCGAUCGUAUUCAUCGGGUUGCUGGGCGUCUCUGCCCUCGUAGGCGUCUAUCAGUAUUAUGCGUCCAGGAAAAAGGCGGACGCCGUGGGAGAAUACCUUGUAGGCGGCCAAAAGAUGUCUAUAUUUCCGAUAAGCAUGUCAUUGAUAGCAAGCUACGUGUCGGGCAUAGCAAUGUUGGGAUUGCCGGCCGAAAUGUACGUUUACGGCACGCAAUUAUGGUGUGCCGUGAUCGGGGAUAGUUUUGUAUCCCUCACAAUGGCGACCGUGUAUCUGCCGGUUUUCUACGGACUCCGAAUUACGUCUUCUUAUGAGUAUUUAGAGUUAAGAUUCAAUCGAGUGGUCAGACUCAUGGGAUCUUUUAUCUUCCUCAUCAAAAUGCUGCUUUACAUACCGAUGGUGAUAUACGUACCGGCGCUAGCCUUCAAUCAGGCGACCGGAAUGGAUCUAUAUACGAUCGCAUUACUAGUCUGUGCCGUGUGUAUCUUUUACACGACUUUGGGUGGCUUGAAGGCAGUCGUCUGGACGGACACUAUUCAGACGGCGAUGAUGUUCGGUGCCGUCAUCACUGUUGUUAUACUUGGCACCGUCAGAGCCGGUGGCAUAGCGGAGGUGUGGAAAAGAAAUGUCGACUCCGGGAGGAUUGAGUUCUUCAACAUGAAUCUGGAUCCUACGGUAAGGCACACUUUCUGGGGCGUGGUGGUUGGCAAUUAUUUGAAUUGGCUGGCCACGUGCUCGGUGAACCAAGCGAUGGUGCAGCGAUGCCUAGCGAUGCCAAACUUGAAGAAGUCCAAUGUGGCGAUUAUAAUAAUGGCCGUAGGCAUAGUCAGCAUUGUCUCGUUAUGUUGCUACACAGGAAUUGUCAUUUACGCGGCUUUUUAUGACUGCGACCCAGUUACGACAAAGCAAAUACGAAAGCCUGAUCAGCUGUUACCAUAUUUUGUGAUGGAAUUAUCAGAGGCGAUACCAGGUUUACCGGGAUUAUUUGUUUCUGGUGUAUUCAGCGCGGCGUUGAGCACAAUGUCGACGGGAUUAAAUUCCAUGUCUGGCGUAAUCUAUGAAGACAUGAUCAAGCCGUGUCUCCGUAAGCCGAUCUCUAACGUUGGCGCGAGUCGUAUAAUGAAAGCCAUAGUUGUGAUAAUAGGAGUCAUUUGCGUGAGUCUCGUAUUCAUGGUGGAAAAACUGAGUGGUUUGAUUCAGGCUGGUAAAAGUUUAUCAGGAAUAACUGCCGGGCCCUUACUUGGAAUGUUCACAUUGGGCAUGCUGUUCCCAAUGGCCAAUUCUAUGGGAGCACUCGUCGGUGCGGUGGUUAGUCUGAACUUAGUCGCUUGGAUCUCGUUCGGCACACAAGCAGCGAUCUCUGACGGAUCAAUUUAUUUCCCGGUAAAACCGGUAUCGGUACAUGGAUGCACCGAAUCGUUGAGGAGCACAGCUGGAAACCUCACGACAAUCGUCGAGACCGCUGUCAGGGAACAGCCUUUCUUCCUGUACAGAAUGUCUUAUCUCUGGUACACGUGGGUGGGUUUUCUAAUUACAAUUCUAGUGGGCCUGCUGGUCUCGUGGUUUACGGGCCCGUCUAAGUACAGUCGUGCGGAUAAGAAAUUAUUUACACCCAUUAUACACGGUUUUCUACGUUCGAGAGAUCCUCAAAAAGUGAAUGAGACUGAGCUCAAAAUGACAAACGAUAUGAACGAUAUAACGAUGCAAACUUCUUCAAAAUGUUAGCCAUUAUUCCUAUUUUAAUUCAAUUGCAGUUGAGCUAGGCAAAAUGUAUAUAAUCGUAUAUGUCAAAUUUGUAUUCAUAUAUUCGACUUAGUCCCAAUAUCUCAUAAAAUUAUAUUAUAAGUUACGACUCGUAAUCGUUUGACGACAUAGAUGAUGCCAUUGUAUUACGCGUAAUGAUUUAAACAUAGUGUAUCACCAUCGAUCAAUCACAAUAUAUAGGGGACUAACUUCAAUUUCGUUAUGCAUGCAUAAAUUAAUUCUAUGUAAAUCAUUCUCUCAGGCAGUGAUUCAAAGAUGUUGAUUCGGUUUUAUAUGCUAUGUAUUGUAUAUCGCCUAUUUCACGAAAUUUAAUUAGGCCAACGUAAUGUACAAAGAGAAGAAUGUUAAUCUAAUAUUUGCAUGUUUACUUGUAUAUUGAAGAAUAAUUUUUGCGUAAUCAAAUACCGACUUAUGACAUAAGAUUUUUAGGCAAUGGAUAACGCAUCUAUGUUGUAAAAUCUACCAAAAUAUUCGGCGUCUAAGCGUAAAUAUAAUGAUUAAUAUAAAUUAAGUCGAUUUACCUUUAUAGAUAAUCACACUUGCAUAUUUUAUAUAUAAUUAUAUAUUAUACAUACAUUAAUAUGUAUCUAGCACUAAAACCUCCUACACCAUAAUAUCUUGUUCAUACAAAACAUUUUUGAUUUAUAUAAAAAGGCUACUAAUCGGUAGUUUUCAAGUUUGAAUGAAUGAAAUCGAACCGAUUAUAAUUGGUAGAUUUCGCUGCAAGCGUCUAUACAUAUUUACAAUGAUUAUAACGUACUUGAUUUGCCAAUCUGACGAUAUACUUAUUACUAAUUUUCACAGCACAAUUCAUAUUUAUAUUGUAUGUAACAAUACAGAUAGCAAUCUAGUAUGAUGUACCAUUUCAUAAAAAUGGAUAUAGAACG